AUGUAUAGCCAAAACGUAUCUAUUUUAUUUACAUUUUUGUACAUAAUUGUUCACUUCGUAUCAUCCGUGCCACCAGACACUCUUCGGCAAGUCAAUGUGCUUUUCCGGCAUGGAGACCGAUCACCAAUGAUGUCAUUUCCGACAGAUGAGCACCAGGAAGACAGUUGGCCGCAAGGUUUUGGAUGGCUUACUAAUAUAGGGAAAUUGCAGCAUUAUCAUUUGGGGAAAUUUUUAAGACAGCAUUACAGUGGGUUUCUUAAUACAACUUAUGAUCACAGACAGAUUAAAGUAGAAAGUUCCUGUAUACCACGAUGCCUGAUGAGUGCCUAUUCAAAUCUGGCUGGCCUUUACCCUCCAGUUGGGCAGCAAGUGUGGGAAACAAACCUCCUCUGGCAACCAAUUCCAGUGGAAACAAAACCUGGCAAUGAAGACAAUAUCUUAUACAUGGGAAAACCAUGCCCAAGAUAUGAUCAGCUUUUUGAAAAAGAGAUGCGGUCUCAUGAAGUAACAGAUGAGGAAAAAAAGAACAAGGCCUUUUAUGAUUUCAUUGACAAGAAGACAGGCAUCACAAGAGAGAACAUCUCUUCAAUUUGGUCAGUUGCUGAUACGCUGAUUUGUGAAAGACAUCAUAAUAUGAGUGCCCCCAGUUGGUUGAAUGAAACUGUCUUCAAGAAAUUACGUGAACUUCAAAGUUUUUCUUUUUACAUCAAAUUUGGUACACCAGAGCUGGCUCGAUUGAAAGGGGGUCCAUUGCUAAAAAGGAUGUUGGUGAAUUUCCAGAACAAAAUAAAGGGAACUGACAAAACAAAGUUUUUUAUGUUUUCAGCUCAUGAUACAACCGUAUGUGCCUUAUUAAGUGCAAUGAAAGUGUUCAAUAAACGAUCACCUCCAUAUGCUGCCACUAUUCUUACUGAACUGCAUGAAAAAGCAAAUGGAAGCUUUUUCAUUCGUAUUUACUAUAAGAACACAACGCAAGAUGUCAAUGAUUAUAUGACUCCUCCUACACAAUUGAUUGUACCAGGUUGUGAUGCUGAUUGUCCUUUUGACAAAUUUGUUCAAUUGUUGCAAGAAACAAUUCCUGUAAACUGGAAACGAAGAAUGCCAUGUAUCAGCAAAGAAAAUUGUACAUUUCUCACAUAA
Molecule: messenger RNA, 1140 nt
Organism: Acanthosepion pharaonis
Lineage: Eukaryota; Metazoa; Mollusca; Cephalopoda; Sepiida; Sepiidae
Source: the annotation of a GenBank genome assembly